Messenger RNA from Suricata suricatta (meerkat), 4156 nucleotides. RefSeq names its product cordon-bleu WH2 repeat protein like 1 (gene COBLL1). Gene Ontology annotation, molecular function: actin monomer binding. The transcript is spliced from 14 exons. The record is from RefSeq and is a predicted model, not a curated record. Bases 1 to 3534 code for a protein of 1177 amino acids. NCBI's taxonomy places the organism in Eukaryota, Metazoa, Chordata, Mammalia, Carnivora, Herpestidae.
AUGACGGUGGCAGGAGGUGCCUGUCAGACCUCGGUUCUGCCACUCCUGAAAGCCACGUCCACUGCGGACACCAUUGUUCCUGUUUCUUUACCUCCCUGCCUGAGAAAACCAAAAGCCAAGGCACCGCUUCCUCCAGCUGAGACCAAACACCUUGAUGCCUCUUCAGUUGAUGAUACUGUAGAUUCCUCUGCUUGCAUCAUGGAACAGAAAGAAAACAUGAUAGAUAAAGACAUUGAACUCUCAGUGGUACUACCUGGAGAUAUUAUCAAAUCCACUACUGUGCAUGGCAGUAAACCUAUGAUGGACUUGUUGAUAUUCCUCUGUGCACAGUAUCACUUAAACCCAUCAAGUUACACAAUUGAUCUGCAGUCAGCUGAAAAUAACCCCAUUAAAUUUAAGCCAAACACACCAAUAGGAAUGUUGGAGGUGGAGAAAGUCAUUUUAAAGCCAAAAAUUUUGGAUAAGAAGAAACCUACACCUAUAAUACCAGAGAAAACUGUGAGAGUCGUGAUCAAUUUUAAGAAAACGCAGAAGACAAUAGUGAGAGUCAGCCCACAUGCACCACUUCAAGAACUUGCCCCCAUUAUAUGCAGCAAAUGUGAGUUUGAUCCACUGCAUACACUGUUGUUAAAGGAUUAUCAAUCUCAGGAGCCCCUUGAUUUGACAAAAUCUCUUAAUGACCUCGGACUAAGAGAAUUAUAUGCCAUGGAUGUCAGCAGAGCCACUUCUGUUACUGCCUCCAAUAAGUCGUCCUUACAAGAAUCCUGCCAAAUAUCACAAAACCUAGACAUUAUGAAGGAGAAAGACAAUAAAGGGUUUUUCAGCUUUUUUCAACGCAGUAAGAAAAAGCGGGAACAGACUGCAAGCGCUCCUGCAACCCCUCUCGUAAGCAAGCAUCGGCCAACGUUUACGAGGUCCAAUACCAUUUCCAAGCCAUACAUUUCAAAUACUCUGCCGUCGGAUGCACCCAAGAAGAGGCGUGCUCCCCUGCCUCCAAUGCCAGGGUCUCAGAGCGCCCCCCAGGACCUCGCUCACAUCCAGGAGAGAGCAGCUGCUUGUGUAGUGAAAUCCUUGAGUGUGGAUGAAACAGAUAAGAGUCCCUGUGGAGCAGGCAUAGUGAGGACCGGCUCACUGCAGCUCAGUAGUACAUCUGUUGGCAAUUCAUCUUUGAAAAGGACAAAGCGAAAAGCACCUUCCCCACCCUCCAAAAUGCCCCUGCAUCAAAGUGAUGACACCGAUCAUGUGACUGAAGCCGCCCUUGGCCCCGGGCUCUCCAGUCAUGAACAGUGCCCUGUGCCCAAACUGCCGGAAGAAGCCCCUCUCUCGGAGUGCCUUGGAUCGCCCGAGGCGGCCGCAGCGGCUCUGACACCUGGAAUUAGCUCUGAUCAUAGCCUUGAAGAGAUAGAUGAAAAGGAAGAACUGAGUGAAGUGCCUAAAGAUGAGGCUGAAAAGAUUUCUCUGAAGUCACAAGAUAUUCCUUUUGGAUCUACUGAUACAGUAAAUACACUGAAAAAUGAUCCUAACUCAGCCCUUGGCAAUGUUACUGGAGACUCCUCACAAAACUCCAAAGAAGAAAAACAAGAAGCUAGAAACACAGAUGGACAAGGACCACACAUUAUGGUAAAUAAUGCAAACAAUGAAGAGAGGGUAGUCGACAGCGUAAGAAACUUGAAGUCAUUGGGCUCAAACCAGGAAAGUGUAGAUCAAAAUGAAAUAAUUGUCAUCCCAAUGAACACAGAAGUGAAUAUGAAAAAUGGAGUGAGGAUAACAGAAAUCAAUGUGGGAGGUGUUGCCAGAAAUAACAGUGUGGACAUGGGAGUUGACAGACUAUCAAACUAUCAGGCACAAAAAACUGAUACGGCUGAAAGUUACAAGGACAGUCCUCUCGCUGCACCAUUAGUGCCAGACCAAAAACUGAAUCAACCCAGUGAGGAAAAGACAAAAAUGCAAGAUGCAGCAAUUCAGACGACCCCUUCCUCUGACACUUUGGAGGGGAAUCACCAAGAUCAGAAUUUGUCUAAUUUCAAAGCUAAUGAAAGUGUGCAAACUCCAGGUAACAAUAAAUCAACUCAGCACUCAUCUCUAAGUCCCCAAGAUUCUGCUGUGGGUGCCUCAAGGAAAUUCAGGAGUCGGGGCCCCUUAAACGUGCAUUCAGAGAACCAACUCGCCAUAAAAGAUCCAAUUUGUGCACAUGGUAAUGAGGACCUUUUGCCUCCUGUAGAUGGGACUGAUAAAAACUCGACUAUUUCUUAUACAAAGAAUUAUCCACUUUAUAGACAAGACUGUUAUCCCAAGCCCAAACCUUCGACUGAGAUCACAAGGGAGCUCGUACCCAGAGCAGGAACGACUACUUACACAGUAGUGCCUCCCAGAUCCCGGGAGGUCCUGAAGAACUGGGAAUCAGAAACCACUGAGUAUAAAGAUGAUCACGAGAUACAUACUUUAGGGAAAAAGCACACUGGUGAGAAUGUGAAAGAAACUGCAAUCCAAACAGAAGAGCUUGUUAUUUCCAACAGCCCAGAGGAGCCCCAGGCAGACCUCGAACUGCAGCCUAGCCCAAGAACAGAGCGUCAGGUGCACGGGGUGGCGAGCUCACCCCGCGUUGCCAUGGGGAGUCCUCUGCAACCUACUCUCAGAAUGACAAGGGACACUGGUGCAGCUCCUUUUGUGCCGAAGUUGGAAGAUAUAAACAAUAUUUUGGAGUCAAAACUUAAAUCUCGGGUUUCAAAUCCCCAGACCAAACCAAGUACUUUUUUCCUACAGAUGCAAAAAAGAGUUUCAGGUCACUAUGUGACAUCUGCUGCUGCCAAGGGUGUGCAUGCGGCCCCUAACCCUACUCCAAAAGAACUAAUAAAGAAAGAGGGGGAGAGGGAUGCGAUACCUCCUCCAGAACAAACUCUUUCUCCCUUAAGUAAAACAACUCCGUCCACACCACAGCCCCAGAUUAAAACCGCUGAUAACAUCAGCCUCCAGAAGCCUACUGAAAGCCCUCCGCCUCCCAUAGCCCCGAGACCUGCUUCUCUUCCUGCCAGUCAAUUAGCAGCACUCAAUCUGAAAACUUUGAAAACUUUUGGUGCCCCGAGGCCUUACUCGAGCUCUGCGCCCUCACCGUUUGCCCUCGCUGUAGUCAAACGGUCACAGUCUCUCAGCAAAGUGCGCACAGUGUCACACGGGGAGGGGGCCGCCCAACCUCCACCUGACACAGAAGAAGGGAAGGUUCCUUCUGUAAAUCAGUUUGUGGGCAUCCCACAACUAUUUGUGAGUGAUAAGGGACAUAACUCUGCACAUAAUGAACAGAAUUCCCAAAUACCAUCUCCAACUGACUGCCCAUCAUUCAUUCUUAAGAGACAAAGUUCUUUAACAUUCCAAAGCUCUGACCCAGAACAGAUCCGACAGAGUUUGCUGACUGCAAUUCGUUCUGGAGAGGCUGCUGCCAAAUUGAAAAGGGUUACUGUUCCAUCAAAUACAAUAUCUGUGAAUGGAAGGUCAAGACUCAGCCAUUCCACGUCCCCUGAUGCCCAGGAUGGCCCUUAAAUUAAGUGCCCUGUCCUAAUGCACUUACCCACCUCUACCGCAAAGAACAACGUCAUGCUGAUGGAGAAUGUUGGCAAAUGUAUAUUCAGAUGUACACUAAUAUAUUGUCUAUUAAAGUGUAAAAAUUUGUGCCGUGGCUUUUAAUGCCAAAAGAAGAAUUACAGAAUUUAUAAGUUAUAAUAUUUUUGGCCUUAUUUUGCCUUAAAAGCUGAAUAUGCUGCUUUAGAACUUUAAGACAAGGUGUUGAUGACUUUCAUUUUUUUUCAAGUGGGACAUAGUCACCUUUUGUUGAUUUUACUUGCUGACACAUCUCUACAGUAGGAAUUAGAUAAAAGAAUAAAUUAAGAUUCAGAGACUUGGAUUUGUGUGACAGAUAAAUAGGCAAAUAUAGAUCUGACAUUUGCUGCCUCAGUGUUACAGUUUAAUUGGAAAUGUUUAUAUUAAAGUGUGUUUUGGCUGAAAGUAUGAUCUAGAAAUCUAAGAAUAUCAAAUAAGUAUAUUUGGUUUGACAGUUCAUUUAAAUGAUGAAUCACUUAGUGUGCCAGUCUUCUCUUGUGUGUUCUUUAUGUAAUUACAAAAUCAGUGUCAAAUUUAUGGGAAGCUCAUAAUAUUUUAAUAUUAA